Molecule: messenger RNA, 1010 nt
Organism: Tripterygium wilfordii
Lineage: Eukaryota; Viridiplantae; Streptophyta; Magnoliopsida; Celastrales; Celastraceae
Product: pathogenesis-related thaumatin-like protein 3.5
Exons: 3
Coding region: 72-941 (289 amino acids)
Biological process (GO): defense response
Cellular component (GO): extracellular region
Source: RefSeq, a predicted model, not a curated record
UUCAUUUUCUCUGUAUAUUAUCCAACUAUAACCCACCAGAGGAAGGACGACAAAAGGAGACUGCAGCAGAUAUGGCAUCAUCACUCCCCAACAUGUUUCUUCCUCUUCUCUUGUUUCUACUCACUAUUUCAUUUGGUGGGACAAAAAUGGUGGACUCGGCAAGAAUUUUUACAAUAAUAAAUGAUUGCAAAGAAACAAUUUGGCCUGCAAUAACACCAGGGGAGAACUUCAACGGUGGAGGAUUUCCACUCACAUCAGGCCAAUCUGUUGUAUUCAACGCACCGGUCGGUUGGAGUGGUCGAAUAUGGGGUCGAACCGGAUGCAACUUCGACAAAACCGGCAAAGGUUCAUGCCAGACCGGUUCAUGUGGCUCGUCCAUAAAGUGCACCGCAUCAGGGUCGACUCCUGUAACACUUGCCGAAUUUACCCUCGCAACUCUCGAUUUUUACGAUGUUAGCCUUGUUGACGGUUUCAAUUUGCCACUGGCCGUUAAACCUAUAAACGGUAGAGGGAAUUGCAGUGUUGCCGGAUGUGAUUCAGAUUUAAGACCACAAUGCCCAUCUGAACUAUCCGUUAAAUCGAAUGGGAAGGUGGUGGGUUGCCGGAGCGCCUGCGAUGUGUUCAGCACCGAUGAGUACUGUUGCAAGGGUAUUUAUGGAAACCCAGCAACAUGCCAACCUACGUAUUACUCCAAGAAGUUCAAGCAGGCAUGCCCUACUGCAUAUAGUUAUGCUUAUGAUGAUCCUACCAGCAUUUUUACUUGCUCCGGCACCGACUACGUCAUCACCUUCUGCUCCCCCAGGAACCAAACAGUCUGCACUUAUCAUAAUAAUAAGCUACAAUGCAGUGGAUCCAACGGCUUAAAAUCAUUGAUGGGGUUAGGAUGGGUUGUGACGCUUGCAUUGAUGGUUCUAAUCAAUAUUGCCUGGACUGUUUUAUAAACUAUAAUAAAGCAGCCAUUUGUGUUUUGGUAGCACUACGUAUCCCUAACAAAUUCAACCAUAAUCAGC